GGGGCCCCGGGGGGAUUGGUACCCCCCGGAUAAGGGUCGCGGCCCUCAGCGGGCGUUGCUGCGCACCCCUGCCCGUCACCCCAGCCCGUCAGGCUUGUAACAUAGCAGGGAGACGCGGUUUGGCGAUGCUCCUGUCAUGUGCAGGAUGCGACAAACCGAUAAUGGAUCAGUACCUGCUGAACGUUUUGGACCGUGCAUGGCACGUCGAGUGCGUGCGCUGCUUCGACUGCAGAAUCACGCUGCAGGACAAGUGCUUCUCGAGGGAAGCGAAGCUCUUCUGCAGGAACGACUUCUUCAGGCGAUACGGCACCAAGUGCGGCGGUUGCCUCCAAGGGAUAAACCCGCAGGAUCUCGUGAGGAAGGCGAGGGACAAGGUUUUCCACCUGAAUUGCUUCACCUGCCUGGUGUGUCGGAAGCAGAUGAGCACCGGCGAGGAGCUCUAUGUCCUGGACGACAACAAGUUCGUCUGCAAGCAGGACUACCUGUCGGGCAAGCCGCUGCCAGACACGCAUCACGUGCACGGUCAUCACGAACCGUCCAACCUGUCGGCAGGCGGCGACUCGCUGAUGGGCUCAGGAUCGGAAGACGAGGACGAGGACGGUAGUGCCCACCAUCAUCAUCACGAUCCGGCGGUCCGCGGCACUCACCUAGGGCCCCACAACAUAGGACCGGGUGGUCCGGGCGACCAGACCGUCGGCCACGGUGGCGAACUACCUCUCGGGAGCGAUCCCUGCAAGCAGGAGGACUCCGAGGAUCAAGGUUCCCUGGACGGCGAUCCCGAGACGAGGGACAGCCAGACGGAGAACAAGAGCCCGGACGGCGGCGCCGGCGGUGGCAGCGGCGACGGCGGUGCCGGCUCGAAGCGACGCGGCCCGCGAACGACUAUAAAGGCAAAGCAACUGGAGAUCCUGAAGUCAGCCUUCUCGUCGACUCCGAAGCCCACCAGGCAUAUCAGGGAGCAGUUGGCGAAGGAGACCGGCUUGCCCAUGAGAGUCAUACAGGUCUGGUUCCAGAACAAGAGGAGCAAGGAGCGCAGGCUGAAGCAGUUGACGUCGAUGGGCAGGAACCCCUUCUUCGCAGGCUCGCGCAAGAUGCGCGGCUUCCCGUUGAACUUGAACCCGGGCGCGCUCGGCGGCGAGGACGGCCCGCCGCCCGGCUUUCCCUACUUCGGCACGGACAAGUUCGAAUUCGGCUACGGAGGCCCGGUGGCCUUCCACCACGAGUUCUUCGGCGCGCACCCGCCCCCGCACCCGCACGGGCCGCACUUCGCUGGCACGGGAAAUCCAGUACGUAAUCUGUUUCUGACAGGCCUGGACCCGGCCAGUUUAGCGGGCAUGGCAGCGGCAGUGGCGGUGGCAGGGGAGUACCCACCUCCGGGCGCGGGGGGCGGCCCUCCGGAUUUUCUCACGGGGCCCCCCGGGCAGGGGCCCCCUGCGCCCACCGGCGGCAGCCCCGGCGAGUUCCUAGCACCUUCAGAUCUGGCGGAGAUCGCAGCCACCCGGGAGGUGCAGUUUCGGUGGAUGCAGAUGCCGUACCGGGGGGAGCCGGUUCGGGCCGAGCAGGAUCGUCUCUCGACGGCAGGUUCAUAAACUUGCCGUACUCCUCCACUGAGCCCUUUCGGGAUCGGAAACUGGGACAUAGAUGUCAAAAUAAAAACUAACACUCUCGUGUCCGCUUCUCUUGUUUAGCUCUCACAUCUAAUCGAUGAUGUUGCAACUUUCGUCCCAGGCUUGUAACAGAGCGUUGUUGAUGAAGAACAAAGAUUUUAGUCGACGGAUCUAUUAGAUUCUUGCGCGUUAUAAUAAAGCGAUGCGAUUUACAUAACUUGUAAAUUUUUUAUAUGAUAGCGCCGGCUGUAUUUUCUGUUGCUCUAACGAAAAGGUAAUACAGUAAUGUAUUUACUAGAAAGAAAAAGAAAGAAACAAAUUUCGCGACUAUUAUUUCGCUUGUGUAAUUAUAUUAGAAAAAUAUCAAACACUUUUCUCUCGGUCGACAAAGUUUUACACGCAUGUACUUGUGUUGUCUGUCGAAUUAUGCUACUUGAAAUAAUCCAAUGUUUACCUCA
Molecule: messenger RNA, 2065 nt
Organism: Harpegnathos saltator (Jerdon's jumping ant)
Lineage: Eukaryota; Metazoa; Arthropoda; Insecta; Hymenoptera; Formicidae
Gene: Lim1
Product: LIM homeobox 1
Exons: 8
Coding region: 126-1589 (487 amino acids)
Biological process (GO): neuron differentiation; regulation of transcription by RNA polymerase II
Cellular component (GO): nucleus
Molecular function (GO): DNA-binding transcription factor activity, RNA polymerase II-specific; zinc ion binding; RNA polymerase II transcription regulatory region sequence-specific DNA binding
Source: RefSeq, a predicted model, not a curated record